Paramuricea clavata is the source of this 3745-nucleotide messenger RNA. The record is from the annotation of a GenBank genome assembly. NCBI's taxonomy places the organism in Eukaryota, Metazoa, Cnidaria, Anthozoa, Malacalcyonacea, Plexauridae.
AUGUCUAUUGUGAGUAUGACUGUGCUUAUCCAUUUAGUGGUGCAUAUAUAGCUAUAUAUAUUCGUAUUAAAAUGUCAUCUGUGCAUGUAUAUCAGAAAAAUUAUAUUUUUAUACUGUAUAUAUUGCUGUUAUUCUUUUGCUUGAUUCAUUCAUGAAGGCUACUAUCUGCCGCAAAAAGGACAGCGCAUGCAUGUAUAUUGCCCAUUGGCAUUGAGUCCCGAGGCUGGGGAUUUUUUACAUUCACCUGAGAAUUUUAAUUUGUACUUUACUACGUAUACCCACUCUCCUAAAGUUUUCAAUAAAAACGAUGAACUACGUUCAAAGAUAAAUCACAGACGGUUUUACUAUUCUAUCUGUUAAGCUACAUGCCAAAUUUUUCACAUUAUGUCAUUGGCUUACAAACUCGUGAUAUAGUUACUUUUGGAAAUUAUCAACCUUCACAAAACAAGACGAGUACCGACAAUUUCAAGUAAACCGGUUCAAAGCCUCUCAACAUUUGCAAACAACAAUUAACCAAUCUAAUCUGGCAUAUUAUUUAUAGAAAUAUUAGAAAUAUAAAAACAGUUUUAAUAACAACUGUCAACUGACCAUAGUGACCGAUUUGAUACGAAACAUCUUCAAAGCAUGCAAUUUGAUACUCUACCCUUCCCCCUUAGCCAAUAUAUUUUUGGAAAGUCAUGUGACCAGCCCCAACCAGGGUCUUUCCCAUAGGUAAGGGGGGGGGGGGCUUUCCCAUGGGUACUAGGUUGUUCCUGUAUCUUUUUUAAGUUCUUUUUCUCGGCUACUUUGCACGCUUUGGCCCAAAACUUGUCGAGACAACAACAAAUUUGGCAGCCGGUUAAUUUUACACGUAGAACUAUAGAACAUUUGCUUUGUUCCUUUGGUCUAUUCCUUUUUGCUUUCUGAUAAAUUUUGUAUUUUAAAAGCUCUUACAGUUUUGUUUAGAGGGGAAAUAACAGAGAAAAAGCAAGCCGGAGGCGAAGCCGAGGGCAACAACUGCGGUCGAGGGGCCACAAAAUACACUGUUUUCCCGAGGUCUCAGUAAAUAAGUGUUUGAAACUUCAUGUUGACGCGCAUGCGCAUGGGUAUUCUAUUGUUGACCUGUCAAUAAAUGUUUCAUUGUUGACCGGUUGCCUCCUCGCUAAAGCAUACAGUGAACGUGACGUUUUGUGGACCGGCACCAAUCUCUUUCCCCGAGUCUGCGAUCCUCGGGAAGGAACGUGAGGCUCUGGGAUAAUCCGUUGCCGGAAGCCAGGAAUCCUGGCUAAGAUUGAACUGCGCAUUCCAAGUCAACGGCCAAUCAGAUUCCUCCCUGAAACGGAUUAUCCUAGAGCCUCACGUUCCUUCCCGAGGAUCGCAGGCUCGGGGAACGGAGUGGACCGGCACGUGAUACCGUUUUGACAAUCUGCAAACAGGAAAAUUGAACUUUGAUACUAACUAUAUAACAAUGUAAAUUCAUAUAUAUUUUCAUAUUUUAUUUGUUCUUUCUUAUGUAGGAAGAGCAUGAAAAAAAGAAAAAGCAAGAUGGAAAAAGAGCAAGAGCUGAUAAAGAUUAUGUUCUGGAAUUAUUGUUUAAAGCUUUUGAACGACAUCAGUAUUAUUACUUGAAAGAUCUGAUUAAAAUAACGCAACAACCAGUGGUAAGAACUCAUAUGUUAUCUUUUGAUAAAAUGACAUCUAUAUUUUACUUUAGUUAAUACAUCAAGUGCGACAAGGUCUUUGGGAAUCACAGACAGAUAAAUCGUAUGUUUUUUGAAGGAAUUGAACUAAGAAUAAUAAGUCUGGUUAACAUCAGAUGAGCUGGCAUAAAAAUAUCAAUGUAAACAUCUGACUUUAUAUUUUUGGUAAAAUUCCUGUAAAGCCCCGUUUACACGAGCAAAUUUUAUUUGACAAAUUUCAUAUGUCAAAGAUAUUUUGCACGUGUAGAUGAUACAUUUGUGACAAAUUUAUUGUGAUAAAUGCAUUUUAACAAAAGCUAGCAUACUAGCUUUUGAUCAAAUGCAUUUGUCGUAUUAAAUUUGUCAAAUAAAAUUUGCUCGAGUAAGCGAGGCUUAAGGCUAUGUUUGCAUUAUAACUCGUACCCAGGCUCUUUCUACUACGCUCCUUGCUGGAGGAAAGACCCUGGUCCAGGCUGAUCAUGUGUCUCCCAGAUUUUUGGAGAUAACAAUCGGGACUUAUACGGGGGGGGGGCAGGGAAGGCAAAUGCGGCGUUUGCGUUGCUAAGAACUACCACGGAACGAAGUUUUUAUUAGCAUGUAUUUUCCAUAAAAUACGUCAUAACGGUUAUUAAGGAACGAAGUUGUUAAUAAGCCCACACUACAGCCUCGGUUUUAGGUUUAUAUCAACAAGAAAAGUGUUUUUUAAAACUUUUAGCAUCAUUUAGGUCUUACCCUAUAUUGCCCUCUAUGUAACAACAGAUAAGGCGUAAAAACCAAUAUAUAUAUAUAUACUAAAACUGUUUGUACCAGUCAGUACGAACACCUGGUUUGGAUGCAUGUUUGUUUAUAUAAGGAGUCAAACGACUGAGUCAAUUUUGCAGCAUUAAUGAUUCAAGCACGUUAGGUGAAAGAACAGCCCGACAAAAUGUAAAACACACACCAAAUUAUUGUGGGAGAAUGGGUACAGGGUGAAGUGAACCAAUUAUAUACAUUAUACUGUUAACCUCUGGUCAACCCACAUACUCCUUAAGCCUUAUGUUUUCAUCCCGCAGGGGUAUAUAUAAGACCUGCUAUAGGAGAGACUGAAUGCCCUAGGGGUAAUCAGUCUCUCAGGGAUAAUCCCCGAUAGGGCCCUGCCAGACUGGUAGCGACCCCUUCUGACAUAGACCUGAACCAAGGGGUGAUACUCCCCUUUGACAGUACUGUACCUACGAUUCGACUGAUUAUAUUUACAUAAAUAAUCUGAGUCUAUGGGCCUGAAGUUGACAACAACCUUUCUGAGUUCAAAGCAUUUAGGAAGUCAUUUUGUGCUUUUACCGGAACUCCAACUCCUCCAACACAAGCACAAAUAGUUCAGAAAUUAGGUCUCAUGACACCAGAAAUUUUUCAAGCAUCCUGUAAUCGGGAAAACGUACAUUUUGCGGUAAUGAAGAAAGGGGAAAACAUCCCAAAGAAGACCUAGUAGAAUAUAUCAAGGUAAAACACGCCAAACAAUGUGACAGUGUUUGUUGUUUCUCCACUAAAGAUACUUUUGAGCUUGCUUACAUCUUCAAGUCGAAAGGUUUACCUGCAACGUAUUACCACGGUCAACUUGAUCAUUUUGAGAAGAAAGAAAAUGCAAAAGCUUGGCUAAAGGGCAAGGCACUUAUCAUGUGCGCGACAAGUGCUUUCGGCGUGGGGAUUGACAAGUCUGAUGUACGGUUUGUAAUCCAUAUCACUACUAUCAGGAAACUGGUAGAGCAGGGCGUGAUGGCAACCCGUCCACGUGCAUUAUAAUGUUUAGGUUUGUGGAUAGAAACCAACUUCUCCGCACAAUAUCACCUCAAACAGCCGAUGAUCAAAAAGAUUACUUGAGAAGCUCAGUCAAUGCAGUCAUUUCCUACUGCAUGUCUUCAAUCUGUAGACGACAAUAUGUCUUGGAACAUUUUGGCGAAGUGUCUGAAGUUGACUGUAAGAAUACUUGUGACAAUUGCACAAAUCCUAUUCCUGCUCUCAGAGAUUAUACAAACGAGGCAAAAUUAAUAUGCAAAUGCGUUCAAGAAAUGCAGACAAUGACGCCCGUUAUUAGUAUAAAACAAGUGGCAUAA